AAUUGGACGUGUUUACUAAUGUCACAGCUUAAUGUUAUGGAAAACAUCCUUUAUUGUGAUCGCACCGAUCAGAAAUUUGGAGCACGUUUUAAACUCAUAUCCAACUUGCGGUUGUCAUUAUUAAUUUAAGGCUGUAACAAUCGCGUUUGUAAAAAUGACGGUAAUAGAGGGAUCCCUAAGCAAAUGGACAAAUGUUAUGAAAGGAUGGCAGUACAGAUGGUUUGUUUUGGACGACAAUUCGGGAUUACUGUCCUAUUACACAUCAAAAGAAAAAAUGAUGCGUGGUGUUCGGAGGGGAUGCGUCAGAUUGAAAAAUGCAAUUAUCGGUAUAGACAGUGAAGAUGAUAGCACUUUCACUAUUACAGUAGAUCACAAGACAUUUCAUUUUCAAGCCAGAGACGCCGAAGAAAGACAAAAAUGGGUUCAUGCAUUAGAGGACACCAUUAUUAGGCAUGGUCAUAGUCGAUGGGAUUUGCAUCACGCAAGUUCCAAUAUAAAAGACUUGGAUUAUAGAGUCUCCGAAGCUGAUGGUUAUUUGCAGCUGAUGAUAGAGCAAACAAAAAAAUUGGAAGAACGAAUCCAAAUUUUAAGUGACUCGGAAGAUAAAAUGAAGUGCGAAGUAAUAUUAGAACAUGCGAACGUCAUGUUGGAUAACAUAAAACAUUCAAUAGUUCUUCUUCAAAUAGCCAAGAAUACAGCUCACCCAAUAAAUGGCGUGUACCAUCAUCAGAGACCUGGGACAUCUAACAGCGUUUCUUCAGCUCGUAGUGGUCUCACUGAAGUUAUGCCCGGCGAAAACGUACAGCAGGGUAUUGAGUUAGGUUCUGAAUGCAUCGAAAGUAAUCAUAGACAUCUUUUAUCAUUUGCUCCAGUUGCUUCACUCAUUGUGCCAGAUACUUCUUACUCAAGUUCAGAAGGUGAAGAAGACUUCUUUGAUGCUAAUGAUGCUCCUUUUGGCGGAAACCAAGUGCCUACUCCAACCAGCCUAAGAUCAUUUGGACGCGACAGUCAUACCUCAGUGCCAAUAAUUCCUAAAACAGUACCACCAAACAAAAACAGAACAAAAUCUUUAGAAAAUUACGCGAAUAAGGAAGGUCUAGAUUAUGAUGCACUCUACGAGGAUGAUGAUGAACCAGACGUGGAAAUGGAAAGUCACGGUUCAGUCAUCAGACAUCUACUUUCCCAAGUAAAAAUUGGAAUGGAUUUAACAAAAGUUAUAUUACCUACGUUCAUAUUGGAGAAAAGAUCAUUGUUGGAGAUGUACGCAGAUUUUUUUGCACAUCCUGAUUUGUUCGUUGCUAUUACUGACGCCAGAGAUCCAAGAGAUAGGAUGGUAAGCGUACUUAAAUGGUAUCUAUCUUCAUAUCACGCUGGCAGGAAAAGUGCUGUAGCCAAAAAACCAUAUAAUCCAAUCCUAGGUGAAAUAUUUCGUUGUCAUUGGAAUUUACCGCACUCCAGCCCAACAGAACAAUGCGUGCCUGAUGGACCUGUGCCAUGGUGCAACGGAAAUCAAACGACUUUUGUUGCCGAACAAGUAUCGCAUCAUCCGCCCAUAUCUGCAUUGUAUGCUGAACACUUCAACAAAAGAAUAAGUUUUAAUGCGCAUGUUUAUACUAAAUCAAAAUUCCUUGGAUUAUCAGUGUGUGUUUACAACAUAGGACAGGGAGUCAUAUCAGUUUUAGAUUAUAAUGAAGAAUACAUAAUAACAUUCCCAAAUGUUUAUGGCCGAUCGAUUUUAACAACUCCAUGGAUCGAACUGGGGGGAAGUACGUCAAUAAGCUGCCCACAAACAGGUUACCAUUGUAAUAUAGAAUUCAUUACGAAACCAUUUUAUGGGAACAAAAAGCAUAGAAUAAUGGCAGAAGUCUUGGAUCCAGAUAAGAAAACAUUCCUCACCAUCAAUGGAGAAUGGAACGGUGUAAUGGAAGCGAAAUGGAGUGAUAAAGAACCAGAAGUAUUUAUUGACGUAAACUUACUUGACAUUAUCAAGAAGCAAGUAAGACCUAUCAGUCAGCAAGAAGAUAAUGAGUCUCGUAAGUUGUGGAAAGAAAUAACUGCAGGUUUGCAAUUCAACGAAAUUGACAAAGCAACUAAUGCUAAACAAGCGUUGGAAAACAAACAGAGGGAUGAGGCAAAAGAAAGAAAAGAGGCGGGUCUAGAGUGGCAGACCAAGCUUUUCAAAAAAUCUGGAGAAGAUAAUUGGCUUUAUCUAAAGCCUCUUAAGGAGCGCCUUUCCAGCAAUGCAUCGAAUAAACAAGAGGAAUAAGUUUAUAAAUAUUAUAUAAUAUAUUGAGCCGAACCUUAUUUUUUCGGGCAAUUUAGUUAAACUGUGAUAUAUUUUAAAAGCUUAUAUAUUUUGCGCUCUGCAUUAGACGUUAUUUGAUAAAUCUGAGCUUUGGGAAAUAUGCCAACAAAAAGUUGUUUCUUAAAUUUUAUAAAUCGUCUCAAUUUUUAGUUGACUUUUGAUGAAGUAUACAUGAAGUCAAUAUGACUAUGUUACGCAGAAAACUAUUAAAUCACUUGAGGGUAUCUGUAUGAGGUAUGGGUAGCUUUCUGAGUAAUGUCUUUUGUCAACCGAAAAAAACUUUUAUAUACAAUAAUUUUUGUAUAUUAAGAUUGCCAUUGUAGGAAAGCAUUUAAAUGGCACAGGAUACUUGGAUCUAAGAAGUAAUGUAUGCACAUUUUAUUUGACAUCUUAUUUGACUGACACAUUUCAUGUAUUUGAACUUGCAUUCUUCACAAAUUUGUUAAACUGGAUUUGGUAACAUUAUGCUAUUGAGAAUUUCUAAAGUAUGAGUUUCAAAGUGUUUAAAAGUAUAUGCCAUUAAAGGUUCACAACGCUUCCUGAAACUAUUCUGAUUUUCACAAAUGUUGUCACUUAAUAGUGUAUUACUUACAGAAUCCUUAUUUCUACAAAUAUUAUAUACACGCGCUUCAGUCAAGUGCAAAAUUCUACUAUUAUCCCAAUAUUGAAACUAAUAUGCCCACUGGGAUAUAUACUCUCCCUCAUUCUUCGAUGCACAGUGGUUUGGUGAUCAAUGGAGUUGAUUAAAAAGUGCAUGAACUUGAAGUUGCAGUCUCUCAGUGUUUUCAUUCCCUGAUCAAAUUAACAUCACAUUGUAGCACCAGUCAGAGAGAACCUCAACCUAACAAAUUAGUUCCAUCUCGGUUCUUGGGACACUUUCAUUCCAAAGCUUCGCAGUGUAUAAUUUACAAACGAGUUUGCUUUUGUAAUUUUAUUUUUACAUGCGGGUAUUAAAGUGUAGAGUACAAAUAUUAUCCGCCUAUUCUUGGCAAGUGUCUGUAGUAAAGUAUGUGGUAAAAUUUUUUUUGGACUCAAUUCGGCCCGGAAUAAGUUAAAAUACAAUAUGGCAAAACAGCGUAUGUUUCCCGUCUCUCGACAUUUGCCGUAUGGGACGGAUAAUAUUUUUCAAGUUUUUUGAAGUUGCUAUUGAGUUGAAUUAUUGUGAAAAUAAGAUACUGUAUUUCCAAUUUAAUCAUAAUUAUUUAACCUUAUUCCUAUGUUAGCUGUGUUAAAUUUAUAAAAUCUGCGUUAUGUAGCGUAUUGUCGGUUAUUUGUGGGAACAUGAUGGCUUGGUUAAAAAAUAUGCGGACAAUGAAAGAAAUUGUAAUAUAUUGCUUUCAAGUAUUGAAAUAAAAUUUUAUCCAACAACAAGUUU
Molecule: messenger RNA, 3680 nt
Organism: Cylas formicarius (sweet potato weevil)
Lineage: Eukaryota; Metazoa; Arthropoda; Insecta; Coleoptera; Brentidae
Product: oxysterol-binding protein-related protein 9
Exons: 15
Coding region: 155-2266 (703 amino acids)
Cellular component (GO): membrane; cytosol; intracellular membrane-bounded organelle
Molecular function (GO): sterol binding
Source: RefSeq, a predicted model, not a curated record